Molecule: messenger RNA, 1262 nt
Organism: Pezoporus flaviventris
Lineage: Eukaryota; Metazoa; Chordata; Aves; Psittaciformes; Psittacidae
Product: cytochrome P450 2H1-like
Exons: 7
Coding region: 1-1041 (346 amino acids)
Biological process (GO): xenobiotic metabolic process
Cellular component (GO): intracellular membrane-bounded organelle; cytoplasm
Molecular function (GO): oxidoreductase activity, acting on paired donors, with incorporation or reduction of molecular oxygen, reduced flavin or flavoprotein as one donor, and incorporation of one atom of oxygen; heme binding; iron ion binding
Source: RefSeq, a predicted model, not a curated record
AUGGGGAAGUCUCAUACCAAGAUAUACCUCUUUUUUUUUCUUGUUGCAGAGAGACCCUUCAACCCUGGCAGAUUCCUGAUCCAUGCUGUCUCCAACAUCAUCUGCUCCAUUGUCUUUGGGGAUCGGUUUGACUAUGAGGACAAAAAUUUUUUAACUUUAAUUGAUUUGCUAGAAGAAAACACUAAGUACCAGAAUACUAUACAAACACAGCUAUACAAUUUCUUCCCAACUCUCAUGGAGUUUCUACCUGGGCCUCAUCAAGAAAUGUUGAAAAAUAUUGGCAAAGUUGAUAAAUUUAUUUUAGAAAUCACAGCACAACACCAGGAAACCUGGGAUCCUAGUUGUCCUCGAGAUUUCAUCGAUGCUUUCCUUAACAAAAUGGACCAGGAGAAAGAGAAUGGUCACUCAGUAUUCACAGUUGAGUCCCUGACCAGAUCCACACUUGACUUGUUCCUCGCAGGAACAGGAACAACCAGCACCACCCUGAGACAUGGACUUCUGGCUCUCCAGAAAUACCCAGAGAUACAAGAGAAAGUUCAGAAGGAGAUUGACCAUGUGAUUGGCCGAGACCGAAGCCCCUGCAUGGCAGAUCGGAGUCAGAUGCCCUACACAGAUGCUGUAAUCCAUGAAAUCCAGAGAUUCAUUGAUUUAGUUCCACUUAAUGUCCCACAUGCUGUGAUCAAAGACACCAAGUUCAGAAGCUAUUUCAUUCCAAAGGACACAAUGGUAUUACCUCUGCUGACUCCAGUCCUACAUGAUAGCAAAGAAUUUCCAAAUCCAGAAAAAUUUGACCCAGGACAUUUCCUGAAUGCAAAUGGUACAUUUAAAAAGAGUGACUUCUUCAUGCCAUUCUCUGCAGGCAAACGCAUCUGUGCAGGAGAAGGUCUGGCCCGGAUGGAGCUAUUCAUAUUUCUAACAUCCAUCCUGCAGAACUUUACUUUGAAACCUGUUGUGGAUCACAAGGACAUUGACAUUACCCCUAUAAUUACCUCUGUGGCUAAUAUGCCCCAACCUUAUGAGGUCUCUUUUGUUCCACGCUAACCAAGUGGAGACUGCUGUCACAUGCCACACUCAUGAAAGUCUCUGGAUGAAUGACAGUCAUUUCUCAAUCUGUUAAUACUGAAACACUCAGAUAAUUUGCUAGAUGCUUUAUAGUGAAAAACAUAUUUAAUCAAGAAAAUUGUAUGGUGCUUUUAUAAUCGUCAUGGCUAGCUCCAAACAAGAGACAGAGUAGUAAUCUACAUAGGGAAGGAGACAGCUCC